Gymnogyps californianus (California condor) is the source of this 3456-nucleotide messenger RNA. It is a transcript of the gene NTN4, whose product is annotated as netrin 4. The transcript is spliced from 9 exons. Bases 57 to 1841 code for a protein of 594 amino acids. Gene Ontology annotation, molecular function: protein binding. Gene Ontology annotation, cellular component: laminin trimer. The record is from RefSeq and is a predicted model, not a curated record. Gene Ontology annotation, biological process: basement membrane assembly; cell migration; substrate adhesion-dependent cell spreading. NCBI's taxonomy places the organism in Eukaryota, Metazoa, Chordata, Aves, Accipitriformes, Cathartidae.
GUCUGGGCGGCGCGGCAGGAGCGGGCAGCCCCUGCGAAAAGGCCUGCAACCCCCGGAUGGGCAACCUGGCACACGGGCGGGCGCUGCGGACGGAGACGGCCUGCGGGCACCAUGCCGCUGAGCCCUUCUGCGCCUACACCGAGGACGCCCAGCGCCGCUGCAAGCUCCCCACCUGCGGCCGGUGCAACGGGGCCCAUGCGGGGCUGGCCCACCCCGCCGCUGCCAUGGCCGACUCCCCCUUCCGCCAGCCCCGCACCUGGUGGCAAUCGGCCCAGGACACCCCCCGCGAGACCAUCCGGCUGGACCUGGAAGCCGCCUUCUACUUCACUCACUUGAUUUUGGUCUUCAAGUCGCCCAGGCCGGCCGCCAUGGUGCUGGAGCGCUCCCAGGACUUCGGCGAGACGUGGAAGCCUUACAAAUACUUUGCUGCUAACUGCUCAGCCACCUUUGGGCUGGAGGAUGACGUGAGGCAGAGAGGAGCCAUUUGCACUUCCAGAUAUUCGAGUCCCUUCCCCUGCACCGGAGGAGAGGUGAUAUACCGAGCCCUGUCGCCGCCUUACGCCGCGGAGGACCCGUACAGCGCGGAAGCCCAGGCGCAGCUGAAGAUCACCAACCUGCGGGUGCGGCUGCUGGAGCGGCAGGGCUGCCCCUGCCUCCCGGCCGGCCCGGCUCCCCGGCCCCCGCAGCCCCCGCCGCCCCUGCACUACGCCGUCUACGACUUCAUUGUGAAGGGCAGCUGCUUCUGCAACGGCCACGCUGACCACUGCGUCCCCGUCGCCGGAUUCAAGCCCGUCAAGGCGGCUGGUGUUUUCCACGUGGUCCAUGGGAAAUGCAUGUGCAAGCACAACACAGCAGGGUCCCACUGCCAGCACUGUGCCCCGCUCUACAAUGACCAGCCUUGGCAGGCUGCCGAUGGCAAAACCGGAGCCCCCAAGGAGUGUCAGUCAUGCAAGUGUAAUGGGCAUGCUGACACUUGUCAUUUUGACAUGGAUGCAUGGCUGGCAUCAGGCAAUCGCAGCGGUGGCAUCUGUGACAACUGUCAGCACAACACAGAAGGGCAGCACUGCCAGCGCUGCAAGCCAGGCUUCUACCGGGACCUCAAGAAGCCCUUCUCUGCCCCGGAUGCCUGCAAACCUUGCUCCUGCCACCCCCUGGGAUCGGCCGCGCUCCCCCUGGGCCCCCGCACCUUCUGCGACCCCAGCACCGGCGACUGCCCCUGCAAGCCCGGCGUGGCGGGGCCUCGCUGCGACCGCUGCCUCCCCGGCUACUGGGGCUUCGGUGCCUACGGCUGCCGCCCCUGCGACUGCGCCCGCAGCUGCGACCCCCGCACUGGCGACUGCCGCAGCAGCAGCUUGGACGUGACCUGGCACAACGAAGCACCUCCUUUCCAGGCGGUGCUCAAUGAGAGCGAGCCUGCCUGGGGCUGGGAGGACGAGCAGGGAUUCUCAGCGCUCCGGCACUCUGGUAAAUGCGAAUGUAAAGAGCAAGUUUUAGGGAAUCCCAAGGUCUUCUGUGGGAUGAAGUACACCUACGUGAUCAAGACGAAGAUCUUGUCAGCUCAUGACAAAGGCUCCCAUGCAGAAGUCAAUGUGAAGAUCAAGAAAGUCUUGAAAUCUACAAAGCUGAAGAUCCUCCGGGGCAAGAGGACGCUCUACCCUGAAUCCUGGACUAACAGAGGCUGCACUUGUCCCAUCCUCAAUCCUGGCUUGGAGUACCUCGUGGCAGGACAUGAGGACGUCCGAACGGGCAGACUCAUCGUCAACAUGAAAAGUUUUGUCCAUCAGUGGAAGUCAGCUCUCGGAAGAAAGGUCCUGGAGAUUUUGAAAAGAGACUGCAACUAGAGGUGCGUGACUGCCUAGGGCAUUUCUUUAUGCACAAAAUGCAAUAGCCUUCACAGAGAGAAGACCUCUAGGAUGAAAACUGGAAUGUAAGAAAAUAGUGCCAAAAUGUGUAGCGAGGCAUUCGGAGUUGUAGGCGCUGUCUAAUUUAACCCUUCCUGGCCAAUGCUCAUUCACUUGCCUGUAGCUUCCUUGCCAGGGGCUCGCCUAGGCCCAGCUCAUCAUUACGUUGAGGGAAAUAAAAGGAAGGGUGGACGCUUGUCUCGCUCCAGUGCGAUGUUGGAGCAACUUCUAUGAAGCCGCUGAUCGCCCCAGACUAAAUUGCCACCCUAGAGAGGGAAAGCGUGCCCACGAGCUGCAGCUGAGAAGCAAAAUACCACUGCCAGUGCCACCAGCGCAGAUCCUGAGUGACUUCCAGAGGCUCCCGGAGGAUACUGUGGGGAAGGCGAUGGCCGCAGCGGCGGGCAGGCACUGGCAGCAGCAUGGCAGUGACAACUACUCUUUAGAAACACCCCCUCGGGUUAGGACAUGGCACCAGUCAAAGAGAAUUGGGCGCCACUUGCUUUUAACCUGGUCAGCCCGCUGAAGGUUUCAGGGGCUAAAUUCUUUGCUGGUGCUGGCGCGGACAGAGCUGCUGGAGUGAAUCAAAUCCCUCUGCCUUGGCACAAGCACAACGCAGGGCAGAGGCCAGCUCUCCACCCACCAAAUGGCCGCAGAGAAGAGCCAGCUCCAGAGGGUGCAGCAUCUCUGAGCUUUUGUCCCUGAAGUGUUAAAAAAUGAACCUAGCCCUAGUGUAAAUAUUUCAUUGUAUAAAGCACUUUACUACCUGCCACUUCACGGGGCGGGAAGUCUAAUUGUGUUGGGGAAAGAAGAGGUUGAAGGUGGCACGUGAAAAAAACUCUCUGAAACAGAAGCACUCCUGAAGACCCCCCAGUUGGACGGCGUUAACGGUAUAAAGGGAACGGCCAGCCUGGCACUGGCCACUCAGAGUAUCUGAGGAUGCAAUCUGAAAGAUAAAGUAUUUGCACUGAAGUCCCAGCUUCAGACCAGCACUUGGACCCCGUGGGCAGGACUCCAGCGAGACUUCGCAAACAGUGUGAGAAGAAGAAGAGACUUUGAGAUAAAAAAUGCAAUUGCCAGAGGAGAAAAACUCUGCCUGCAGGAAAAGGAGUGGAUGUGGAGAACAGAAAGGACUCACAUUCGCAUAUCACAACCCAGCGAUUCGUGGUGGGCCUGGAGUUUAUUUUAUUUUUAUGUUAGUAUUUAAAACUGAACAUUUUAUUUGUUUUCUUCUGUGUUAUUGUUUGCGAUAUAUACAGCCAUUAUACUUCCUCAUUAACACCGGUAUGGAAUAUAGCACAGUUUACUUCAGUUUUCAGCACUAAAAUGUAUCUUUUCUGUAAAGCAUCUUUAAAUCACAUUGCAGAGUGUAUUUUGUUCAUGAGUGUGAGGGCAAAGAAAAGGAAGACAUACAAUACCAGAAAGGUCACGAGUCUACCAAUCCGCUUUACGUAUGUAUUUUUCUUUCAAGGUCCUGUGGACUCACAAAAAAAUGAUACUAUUUUGGUAAUUUGUUUUUAUAUCUCAUGUAUGUAAUAAAUAUAAUAUGAUUUCAACA